Messenger RNA from Ilyonectria robusta, 1239 nucleotides. RefSeq names its product pectin methylesterase family protein. The record is from RefSeq and is a predicted model, not a curated record. The transcript is spliced from 3 exons. Lineage: Eukaryota; Fungi; Ascomycota; Sordariomycetes; Hypocreales; Nectriaceae. Gene Ontology annotation, biological process: cell wall modification. Gene Ontology annotation, molecular function: pectinesterase activity. The coding region runs from base 1 to 1239 and encodes 412 amino acids.
AUGUUGCCUCAAGGCAUUGUCGCGUCCUUCCUCAUAUCCACUUUGGGUUGGACGAUUGCUGCCCAUCCCACCUGGAGCAAAGUCCCUGCGAAAACAUACGCCAAAUGUCAGAGGCCUGCCAAACACCACCCCUUGGAUGAUUGUCCGAAGCACACCCUCUAUGUGAGCAAGGACGCCGCUGUCGCCAACUUCACUACCAUCCAAGAUGCGAUCCUCUCACUUCCCAAUAACACAGACGCCUACACCAUCCUGAUUGCACCGGGUGACUACAACGAACAGCUCAACGUCACUCGCCAAGGCCCUCUCACUCUCUUAGGAGUGAGCGAUCGCCCAUGGAAGGGCAAAAGCUACUCAAACAUUGAUUAUGACACUUCUAGCAGCAAUCGAGUCACUGUCUCGUGGGCCAUGGCAAACCACGACAGCUCUGGAAAGAUUGUCGACAAUGCUGUCACAAGCGUCUUGACCGUUGCGCCAACGUGGGAAUCAUCCAAGUCUGGAUUUGGCCCGACGGGUUGGCCUGUCCCUGAUGGAACGCCGUUUGGAUGCGAGGAUUUCCGGGCUUACAACAUCGACUUCCGCAAUUAUGCAGCCGAUGCCGCAGACGGUCCAGCACAUGCAGCAGGUAUCAGUCGAGCUAAUGCUGGCUUCUACUCGUGUGGUCUUUACAGUUACCAGGAUACUCUCUUUAUCGGUAAACUAGGUAACGCAUUCUUCUACGACAGUAUCAUUGCUGGCCAGACGGACUUCCUGUACGGCUAUGGCACGAUGUGGGUUGAAAAGUCAACAUUGUCCCUUCGCAACUGCGGUGGUGGAAUUACCGCUUGGAAAGGCACAAACACGACCUUUGAGAAUAAGUACGGUGCGUACAUCUCCAAGUCACAGAUCCUAGCAGACAACGCCACCAUUGCGGCAGACAUCAAGAAUCUAUGUCCCCUCGGCCGUCCAUGGAAUGAGCUACACCGCUCCAUCUUCAUGAACACGUACUUCGACGCCAGUAUCCUCCCCGCGGGGUACAUUGACUGGAACGGUGGAAGGUUUAACAACCAGACCUUUAUGGCAACGUACAGCGAUUUUGGCCCUGGAUGGGACCCCGAGGCUGAAAAGAACAGUAACCGAACAAUUGUUUUGGAUCGGAAGGGGGUCAGUGGAUACGAUACGCCGGCGAAAGUCUUUGCAAACGAGGAUGGGAAAUUGGGGAAGAUCGGAUGGAUUGACCACACUGUGGUUUCAAAGAACUAA